Messenger RNA from Columba livia (rock pigeon), 1483 nucleotides. RefSeq names its product mevalonate diphosphate decarboxylase (gene MVD). Gene Ontology annotation, biological process: isoprenoid biosynthetic process; isopentenyl diphosphate biosynthetic process, mevalonate pathway. The transcript is spliced from 10 exons. The record is from RefSeq and is a predicted model, not a curated record. Gene Ontology annotation, molecular function: diphosphomevalonate decarboxylase activity; ATP binding. The coding region runs from base 88 to 1290 and encodes 400 amino acids. Gene Ontology annotation, cellular component: cytosol. NCBI's taxonomy places the organism in Eukaryota, Metazoa, Chordata, Aves, Columbiformes, Columbidae.
AGGUGACGGCCACCUGCAUGGCGCGGGGGCGGGGCUUGAGGCUGCUCGCACUUUGCCGGGAGCCCCGGGAGCGGCGGCAGCAGCGCGAUGGCGGAGGAGCGAGCGCUCGCCAUGGUCACCUGCACGGCCCCGGUCAACAUCGCCGUCAUCAAGUACUGGGGCAAGCGAGACAAUGACCUGAUCCUGCCCAUCAACUCCUCCCUGAGUGUGACGCUGCACCAGGACCAGCUGAAGACCACCACUACAGCUGCCGCCAGCCGGGACUUCACGGAGGACCGGCUGUGGCUGAAUGGGGAGGAGGCUGACAUGGGGCACCCCCGGCUGCAGGCCUGCCUGCGGGAGGUGCAGCGCCUGGCCCACAAGCGCCGAGGUGGCAGCGCCGAGGAUGUGGGCCCACUCAGCCUCUCCUACAAAAUCCACAUCGCCACCGAGAACAACUUCCCCACCGCUGCUGGUUUGGCGUCCUCCGCCGCUGGCUACGCCUGCCUGGUGUCGGCGCUGGCGCGGCUGUACGGCGUGGAGGGCGAGCUGUCGGAGGUGGCACGGCGCGGCUCGGGCAGCGCCUGCCGCAGCAUGCUGGGGGGCUUCGUGCAGUGGCAGCGGGGCGAGCGGCCGGACGGCAGGGACAGCCUGGCCCUGCAAGUGGCCCCUGAAACGCACUGGCCGGAGCUCAGGGUCCUCGUCAUGGUGGUCAGCGGGGAGAAGAAGCCGGUGGGCAGCACGGCAGGGAUGCAGACCAGCGUGGACACCAGCCCCUUGCUGAAGCACCGAGCAGAGGUGGUGGUACCGGAGCGCCUGGAGCUGAUGAUGCGGCACAUCCGUGAGCGGGACUUCGAGGGCUUCGGGCAGCUCACCAUGAGGGACAGCAACCAGUUCCACGCCACCUGCCUUGACACCUUCCCCCCCAUCUUCUACCUCAAUGACACCUCGCGGCACAUCAUCGCCCUGGCACACCGCUUCAAUGCCCACCAUGGCCGCACCAAGGUUGCCUACACCUUCGACGCCGGCCCCAACGCUGUCAUCUUCACGCUGGCCGACACUGUGGCUGAGUUUGUGGAGGUGGUGAAACGCAGCUUCCCACCUGCCACCAACGGGGACCCGUUCCUGCGGGGACUGCCUGUGGGCUCAGCCUCACUGCCGGAGGAGCUGCUGGCGGCUGUUGUGACGGAGCCGGUGCCAGGGGCCAUUCGGUACAUCCUGCACACCCAGCCCGGCCCCGGUCCCCAGCUCCUGGAUGACCCCAGCCAGCACCUCCUGGGAGCGGAUGGUCUGCCCCGCUGCAGUGCCUGAGCUCCGGGGCCAUCGCCGUGGACAUCGCCAGGGACAGCUGUGAUGUACCGGGGGGCUCUGCUGGUGCCACCUGGAGGGCUUGGGGUGCUGAGUCUGGCCUGGUGCUAAGUUGUCCCCAGCCCUGGGGUGGGUUGUGACCCCUCCAGGGCUGGUUUUUACUCUUUUGUAAGGAAAUAGAGGUUUUCUGGCUGCA